Messenger RNA from Polypterus senegalus (gray bichir), 1801 nucleotides. RefSeq names its product calcium-binding protein 2-like. The transcript is spliced from 6 exons. Bases 376 to 1164 code for a protein of 262 amino acids. The record is from RefSeq and is a predicted model, not a curated record. Gene Ontology annotation, molecular function: calcium ion binding. Lineage: Eukaryota; Metazoa; Chordata; Cladistia; Polypteriformes; Polypteridae.
GCAGGGAACUGGGAGAGCAGCAAGGCGGCCGAAACCCUGGCACUGAGUCGUCCUCUCUAUGGAGAGGUGUGUGGCAUCACAUCACUCAAGCAGCGCUGCCCGGCACCUGGUGAAGGAGUUGAGACAGAUGGGUCAAGGCGUCUAACUCGUGGCUCUAAAGAAAGAGGAACUUGGAAGUAAAGCCAAGAAGUCAGAGUGGGGAUCGGGGAUUAAAAAAACAAAAAAAGGCGUAAACUGCAGAGAGCCCUCUGGCACCUGAAAGCCACGGCAGAUUAAAGACGUAGAAGGACGAGACAGGAAGGAGAGCUCGAUACACACAGAUAGGUGGUGCUUAAGGGAGGUGUAGACUCGCAGAGUGACAACCCGGGGAGAGCGAUGUUCAUGCUCAUUCGGGAAGGCAACAGCACCAUGAAUACGACCAACAUCGAGACCAAGGAGCGGUCGGACAAGCAGGUCAAAGCCUCCAUCAAAAAGAAGGUGGAGAAGCAGCAACAGCAACGAAAGAGCGUUGGGGAGAUGGCUCAGAGAAGGGGCUCCAUCUCCUCCUUACAGGGUGACCAGUCCCGGCUCCCCGACGGAAACUCUCGCAGUUCCUCGUUGCGCAGCCUAGAUGAUGGAGGGGCUGGAGCGGGAAAGUCAGCCAGCGCUUCUGCCGAUGAGGAGCUGGAGGCACCAGAGGGGCUGUAUCCCAUCGUCGACUCAGUCUUUGGUCAGGACCGGGAACUGAGGCCAGAGGAAAUUGAAGAGCUGAAGGAAGCCUUCAAGGAGUUCGAUAAAAACCGGGAUGGGUUCAUCAGCUGCAAAGAUCUUGGCGAGUGCAUGCGGACCAUGGGCUACAUGCCCACCGAGAUGGAACUCAUCGAACUAAGCCAGCAGAUCUGUGGGGGCCGAGUGGAUUUUGAAGACUUUGUGGAGUUGAUGGGACCCAAGAUGUUGGCCGAAACAGCAGAUAUGAUUGGAGUCAAGGAGCUCCGGGACGCAUUUCGAGAGUUUGAUUCCAAUGGGGAUGGCCAGAUCAGCACAGCCGAGCUUCGGGAGGCCAUGAAGAAGCUUCUGGGCCAACAGCUGAAUCCACGAGAGAUCGAUGAGAUUGUGAAGGACGUCGACCUCAAUGGGGACGGACUGGUGAGCUUUGAAGAGUUUGUCCGCAUGAUGUCCCGCUGAAAUGCUGUUCUGGAUGGGUCUGUGUGCUCCUCCUCUGUCCUGCUGUGAAACCAAACUUCAGGGACACUUUAGGCCAUGACCAGCAGCUGCAAUGUCUAUUGUGAAAGGCACUACAAAAAAAUCCUCACCAUACUGGCAAUUGAAGAAAAAGAACCAACUCCUACCCCCUAAACCAACCCCUCAACCCACCAGCAUGAAGAUCUCCCAUGUGGUUUGUCACGUUAGCCAGAUUCCUGACUGGGAAGCUAAUUCCUCUUCUUUCAAACUAGACUCUGGACCGGUGACAGUCUUGCCUUCAUGUCAAGGCUGAAGACCCUCUGGGAGUUUUUAAAAUUGGUACGAUAACUCUUUGAUUAAAAUGAGCCUGGUAAACUUUUUUUUUUUUUUUUUAAUGAAAAAUGUAUGUUUAUUUAUUGAAAUAAACACAAAUGUGAUGGGUACUGUAUGUGAAACUGUGUCGAGAGCUCUGAUUGGGGAAUCUGUAAAGCUACGAGUGAAACACAGGUAUCACUGGGUAAAUGAAUAACUACCAAAAGGGUACAGGAAGAGACCCUCACUCACUCAGGCACAGAAGAGCUGAGUUCCGCUCGCAGCGCUCCGAGAUGGUCUUUGUGCGGCCAACUGAAGGUAUUCUCCC